This is a messenger RNA of Beauveria bassiana ARSEF 2860, 750 nucleotides long. Its product is annotated as RecQ mediated genome instability protein Rmi1. The record is from RefSeq and is a predicted model, not a curated record. Bases 1 to 750 code for a protein of 249 amino acids. NCBI's taxonomy places the organism in Eukaryota, Fungi, Ascomycota, Sordariomycetes, Hypocreales, Cordycipitaceae. The transcript has a single exon.
AUGGACCUCGUCAGCCAGCUGCGAACCUCCCUCGCCGCUCAAUCCCUUCCACCCGCGUCCACCAGCUUCCUCACCACCCUCAUCUCAGCGCGCACGCCGCCCCCGCCCCCGGCCUCGCUGCUCGCCACGGCCAAGGCGCGCCUCCUAGCCUGCGACCUAACCCAGAGCACUGGCGGCAUUCUCGACGCCGACGCCAUGGCCGCCCUUCCCGCCGACGUGGGCAGCGCGCGCGCCGAGAAGCGCACGCUGCCGCGCGACGUCCACGUGCAGGUGCUCGACGUGGAGAAUCUGAGCCUGUCGCGCUGGGAGCAGGUCGAGGAGCUGGAGUCGGUGGAGCGCGGGGAGCGGAGGCAGGGCCGCGAGGUGAUUCGCGUCACGGCUGAGGAAGGGGAGGAGGAGGAGGGAGAUGGCAGCAGCAGAGCCACGGGGACGCAGGGUAGGGGAGCAGGUGGCGCACAGCAAGUGACGGCGGCAAAGAAUGCGGUGCAUAGGCUGGUGCUGCAGGACUGCAAGGGACAGUCGGUGUACGCGGUCGAGAUGAAGCGCAUGGACAGGAUCGGGAUAGGCAAGACGAGUAUCGGUGAAAAGAUGCUGCUGAGGGCGGGCUCCGUGGUGGCUAGGGGCUCGGUGCUGCUGACGCCGGACAAGACGGUGUUUCUGGGAGGCAAGGUUGAGAGUUGGCACGAGGCGUGGACGAGUGGGAGACUGGCGAGGUUAAAGGCUGCGGUGGGAGCGGACAGGCCACAAUGA